AUGGGUAACACUCAGACCAAAGAGACGCGACCGUCUCCCUCACAGUCAACAAGGCGAAACCAUCAAUGGGGAUCGAGCGAGAGCCAUCGAAGGUCCCCAUAUAGUGAUCGACACCACUCGGCGGGCUCACGGUCGAAUCGAGGCAGUAGGCCGGAUCUCUCGAUUCUCGGAAUUGGCGGAAGUUCAGAUCGUGAUGUGGCGACGCUGGAGCAUCGCCGGGAAACAAAACAGGAGCGGGAAGCUCGUCGGCUCGAGAAGGAACGGACGGCUCGGAUUAAGGAACGAGAGCGAAGUAUGAAAGAGGAGCAUGUUGACGGGGGUUAUUUGGUCACACAGGGGGUGUAUACAGGAACCGAGGACUUUAACAAGCCGGUCGUUCGACAAUUAAUGAUCGAAAGGCGACUUGCUCCAUUCUGGAGGGGUCUGAACGACUUUUCAGAUUCAUGGACAGAGCAUCAGCUCAUGGCCGCAGCGCGAGGCUUGCCCAUUCCUCCACCCGACGAAAUCCCUCCGGAGUUGGAAUACAAAAAUCCACCCAAGGUUACCGAUGAAACAAGGGAGACGUCUGCCAUCCAGCAUUUGACAGUUCCGAUAGCCUCUCGAUCACCAUCCUACGGUUCCGAUGCUUCGCACUCCUCCACCCCAGCUCUUUCAUUGCCCUCCCAAACAUCCCCCAUAGCCUCAGGCACUUCCAGCUCCCCAUUGUUCCGGUCUCGGGCCAAGACCCUUGCGUCAUUGACCUCCAGGCACAAUUCCCAAAAUGAUUCACUACCUAAAGAAAUUCAACUUCCUCGCGACCCGUUUGUUAACGGCCAGCCCAUUGAGGCCUAUCUUUACAAGGAUGCGGCUGAAUGUCCCAUCUGUUUCCUUUACUACCCUCCAUAUCUUAACCGCACUAGGUGCUGUGACCAACCCAUUUGCUCUGAAUGCUUUGUCCAAAUCAAACGGCCCGAUCCUCAUCCUCCGGAGCAUGGAGAGGCAGACUCAAACGCGCCAGCGCCAGCCGGUGAACCCGAGCGCCCCGAAAACCAGGAUGGCCAGCUUGUAUCGGAACCUUCUGCCUGCCCGUUUUGCGUUCAACCCGAAUUUGGCGUAACAUAUGCUCCUCCUCCUUUCCGCAGAGGGAUGGCCUACGCAUCCGAUCCGAGCGGCCGCCCAACGCUCGCAACGCCUGUGUCAUCUACAUCGUCACUUUCGUCUGCUGGCCCGCCUGCGACUGGUCGUCGACGCGCGACAUCACUAUCCGCCACCGACCCUACUGUCAUUACUACCGACAGGGUUCGCCCAGACUGGGCUCAGAAACUUGCCAAUGCUCGUGCCCAUGCUGCACGAAGAUCUGCGGCGGCGACUGCUCUUCAUACCGCGGCAUAUCUCAUGAACUCGAAUGGAUCCGGAAAUGAUUCCAGAAACUUUAGCCUCGGCAGGCGAGGUGUGAUGCGACGGACCGGCACGCAAGACAGUCCAGGAUGGGGUGGCUCGCCCGCCUUACAGGCUCUUGCAUUUUUGACCGACAGGCGUGCCGCGGGCCAUGAAGCGGACUCUCCAGAAGAAGGGACGGGGAAUUUGGCUCCGCCGCGGAGCAGCUCGAGGAGGAAUCGCAUGGAUGACUUAGAGGAUAUGAUGGUGAUGGAAGCCAUCCGGCUAAGCCUUGCGAGCGAAGAGGAGAGGCGCAAGAAGGAGGAGAAGGAGAUUAGGAAAGAGUCAAAGAAACGAGAAAAGGAAGCCAAGAAGGUUGAAAAGGCGGCGCGCAAGGCUGGUCUCUAUAGUAACAAUCCGAGCAGCUCCGCUUUGGCCUCACCUUCGGAUGGUAGGCUAGGAAAGGUUCCUAGCAGCUCUUCUUCGGUCGUUACGGAAGACACAGCACCUACGGGCAAAGGAAAGGAAGUUGAGCGGACGUCUCCCUCCGCCGAAGACGCCGACCAUCCCGAUUCUGCCGCCGUCGACACGACACCCAGUCCUUUGGUGGCGGAGCAACAUCCGCAACCGUCAUCUUCUCUGUCUCCGUCGAAACCCUCUCAUCUGCGUCAGGUUUCCAGCGCCUCGUCGUCAUUCUCGUCGCUUGUUGAAUCGAUGACGGAAGACCACGCGGGGCCAAAUGGCGAGGGAACCAGCUCCUCCACGGAGCCAUUGUUUAACUUUCGCAGUUUAGCCGCUGUCAUUGGCGACGAUGAGAAAGGCGAGGAACCAGCAGAGCAUAUUGAAGACACCACCUCGCAGGUAACACCCAAGGGGCCUAUAUCGGCAUCGGCGCCUCCCAGCAGCGAGCCUCCCGCGUCCGGCUCCGGGGUCGUUGUUGAGAAAGAACUCCAGGUUGAAGAGAAUCAGGAGUGCUAUAUGCCUAAGAAACUCGAAGCGCGUUCCGUGGAGAUUACUGAAACACGAAACCCAGAGGCAACCUCGUGA
This is a messenger RNA of Aspergillus ochraceoroseus IBT 24754, 2403 nucleotides long. It is a transcript of the gene sip5, whose product is annotated as Sip5p. Lineage: Eukaryota; Fungi; Ascomycota; Eurotiomycetes; Eurotiales; Aspergillaceae. The record is from RefSeq and is a predicted model, not a curated record. The transcript is spliced from 2 exons. Gene Ontology annotation, cellular component: cytoplasm. The coding region runs from base 1 to 2403 and encodes 800 amino acids.